AGCUAACUCCCCACUUCUAACGCAUCUAUUCCUAUUAUGAGGAAUAAAAUUGAACGUUAGCUCCUUUAGCUCCAGGCAGUUGGACGUUAGCUCCUUAUGCUAGUUAUGUCACCGCAGUAACUUCAUGGUUCAACUCUGCAAAAAGUGUUUUUUACAGCAUAAAACUUAAACGCAGUAGGUUCGACAUGGACGAGCCGGACACGGCAGCGAUCCUACCCGAAGACCUCCUCAGCGCCUCGUCAACGGAUGACCAGCUGUCCGAUUCUGAGGACCGCAAAGACGAAGCAGGUUUACCGACUGCAACCACCUCUGUGCCGCCGUCGUGCCGGUGCCCUGUCCCGGUGUCCGUGGAGCCGGUGCUUUUCCUCUCCAUAUUCUCCCUGGCUCUCCAGGCCCCUCUGACCACGCAGUACCUGUGGGACCGAAUUAGCGAGGACCUCGGCUACAAUGGCUCCAGGAGGUCAGAGUGCAGCAACAGCUCAGUGGACCCGGACCCGCUGCAAAAGGAAGUUGAAACUCUGACAGCUCACUGGAACCUGUACAUCAGCCUCGGGGGGUUUUCAGUCGGGCUCGUGAUUGUCCCUCUCCUGGGCUCGUGGAGCGAUGUAGCAGGCCGCAGAACCGUCCUCAUCCUCCCCAACUUCGGCCUGGCGCUGCAGGCCGUGGUCUACCUGGUGGUGAUGUACCUCAAGCUGCCUGUGGUCUGCUUUCUGGUGGGCCGGCUGCUCAGUGGCCUCUCGGGGGAUUUCAACGCCGUUCUGGCCGGCUGCUUUAGCUACGUGGCGGACAUCAGCGACAAGAGGUCCCGCACCUUCAGGGUGGCGGUUCUGGAAGCUUGUCUGGGCAUUUCAGGGAUGCUGGCCAGCAUCAUAGGAGGCCAGUGGCGCCGGGCACAAGGUUACAUCAACCCGUUCUGGCUGGUCCUGGCCACCAACUUGGCCUCAGCUCUCUACGCCUACCUGUUCAUCCGAGAGUCCGUCCGUCCGGACCCGAGCGCCAGGCUCCUCUCAGCUCGCCACUACAAAGCCGUCUGGCGCCUGUACUCCACAGGAGGCAUCAGCGGCGCAGGCGGCGGCGGAGAGCCGCUUCACAGGGGCAAGCUGUGGCUCUACACGCUCUGCUUCUUCCUGGUGGUGGCCGUUCACUUCGGCACCAGGGAGCUGUACGUGCUGUACGAGCUGAGCUCCCCGCUGUGCUGGGACUCGGCUCUGAUCGGCUACGGGUCGGCCGCUCUGAACCUGGCAUACCUGAGCAGCCUGCUGGGGCUGAAGGUCAUGCAGCGCUGCCUGCAGGACUCCUGGGUGGCUCUGGUGGGCCUGGUGUCCAACAUUACUGGGCUGGUGGUCUUCUCUGUGGCGCAUACCACCCAGCUUAUGUUCACAGGUUACGGCCUGUGUUUCCUCUUCAUGGCUUCCACUCCCGUCCUCAGGUCAAAGCUCUCCAAGUUGGUUGACCCAUCAGAACAAGGGGCCCUGUUCGCCUGCGUUGCCUGUGUGGAGAGCUUGUGUUUUCUCGUGGGCAGCAGCCUCUUUAACUCCCUCUAUCCAGCCACUCUGCAUUUCAUGAAGGGCUUCUCAUUCCUAUUUGCUGCCAUCGUCCUCCUCAUUCCUGCUGCAAUAAUUGGCGCUCUACAGUGUUUCGACCAGAGGAGGGAACACAGGGACUCUGCAUCCUGAGUGUUCAGAGCCGGUCCUGAUGGGACCCAUUUGUGGAGAUUCAGUACUCAUCUUGCCUGUGAUGCUGUUAGAAACUGGGAUCCUGUCAAACAUGAAGGCUGCUAUUCUGCAAAGGGAUUCUUCCCCCGAAGUGACACUAAAACGUCGAGACCAAAAAGUGAAGAAGCAACCAUGUGGGCUUCACACGAAGAGGUAAAGGUCUCACAUCAUUUAAUCAAGAUGUUCAGGGACAUGAAUAUUUUAUACAUUGAUUUGAAAUGUUUUUGUGUAGCACUCUACGUGCAUAAUGUUUCAGUGUGAAUUAUUGACUACAACAGCUAGCUACGGAAGCACAGUGUUGUUCAAUAAUAGCAACGUUCAAAUCACCUUUUAUUUCUGAUUAUAUAUCGAAAAUGGAGGCAGCUUUGACUGUGCCAGUUAAAUCUGUCUUUUAGAAAAAAAUUUGGAAAUUUUGCAAAAGAAAAAAAAAUAUUAUGUAAUAUUUAAUUCAUUUUUUUUUGUCCAUUUUGGGAUAAGUAAAGUAUUUUUUAAAUUGAAUUUAAACUAGUUGUAGAUCAGGAAACCCUUCUUAUGUGCUAUAAGCAAAUGAUUUUUUUACUUGAAUCCUUGUUGAUAGUUUUAACAUGUGACGUUUUGUCACAUUAAAAAGCACUUUGCCAAAAGCUAUGAAGAAAAAAAGAACAAUGUAUUCAUAUGAUUGUUUGUUUUGAAUUUUAAGUUUGACAUUUCUAAGCCAAUGAACAACAGUAAGCUUGAGUGUUGUGUUGGUAAUGUUUUUAUGCUGACAGUAACCUAUCAAAGAAGAUAAUGCACAGCAGAUGAAAAACUCCAAAAGUAAAUGUGUUUGUGUGACGGUGGCUCAGGAGGAGGUAGUCUGUCGUGUAACAUGUGGGUUGCUGGUUCAAACCCCUGUCACUGGUUCGACACUUCACCCGCCUUUCCUGAUAGUUGUGGUCAGAGAACCCAGUUGAACGGUGGCCUCACCUCCGUCAGACUGCUGUGGCUACAAUGUAGCUUAGUACCAUCAACAUGUGAAUGUGUGAAAGACUGAAUGUUGUAUGAAGCACUUUGGAGUCCUCUGGAAAAGAUAAAGAGCUAUACAUUUAC
Poecilia latipinna (sailfin molly) is the source of this 2783-nucleotide messenger RNA. RefSeq names its product solute carrier family 46 member 1 (gene slc46a1). The coding region runs from base 186 to 1676 and encodes 496 amino acids. Lineage: Eukaryota; Metazoa; Chordata; Actinopteri; Cyprinodontiformes; Poeciliidae. The transcript has 6 exons. The record is from RefSeq and is a predicted model, not a curated record. Gene Ontology annotation, molecular function: transmembrane transporter activity. Gene Ontology annotation, cellular component: plasma membrane. Gene Ontology annotation, biological process: transmembrane transport.